Molecule: messenger RNA, 1723 nt
Organism: Pungitius pungitius (ninespine stickleback)
Lineage: Eukaryota; Metazoa; Chordata; Actinopteri; Perciformes; Gasterosteidae
Gene: bcap31
Product: B cell receptor associated protein 31
Exons: 8
Coding region: 156-881 (241 amino acids)
Biological process (GO): endoplasmic reticulum to Golgi vesicle-mediated transport; intracellular protein transport
Cellular component (GO): endoplasmic reticulum; endoplasmic reticulum membrane
Source: RefSeq, a predicted model, not a curated record
UAACCGGAAGUAGAAAGUGCUUUUGAACCGGAAGGCAGGCGCACCAAGAGGCUGCGUAACAGCUAACCUGCGGCCUGAGCUCGGUGCUUGGAGCUCCUCACUAGCGUCCCCCUGUCAGUCCGAGUGUCUUCGCGGGACUCUUCCCAGGGGACGAGAUGAGUCUUCAGUGGACGGCCGUGGCCACCUUCCUCUACGCAGAGGUCUUCUUCGUCCUGCUGCUCUGCAUCCCGUUCAUCUCCCCCAAGAGGUGGAGUAAGAUCUUCAAGUCUCGGCUCAUCCAGACCAUCGCCAUCUAUGGGAACACCUCCUUCAUGGUGGCCAUCGCCAUCCUCGUCUUCCUGCUCAUCGAUGCCGUCCGUGAGGUGAGGAAGUACAGCGUGACAGAGAAGGUGGAUCUGACCAACAACCCGACGGCCAUCGAACACAUUCACAUGAAACUGUUCAGAGCUCAGAGGAACGAGUACAUCGCCGGCUUCGCCCUGCUGCUCUGCCUGCUGCUGCGGCGUAUCGCCACCUUGCUCUCCCAGCAGGCCACGCUCAUGGCGUCCAACGAGGCCUUCAGGAAGCAGGCGGAGGGCGCCAGCACCGCCGCCAAGAAGUACAUGGAGGAGAAUGAGCUGCUGCAAGAGAAACUCCAAGACGCUGGUGUGGCGGGGCUGGAGGGUGGAACCAAAGGAGGCGCACAGGGGGAGAGCAAAGGUCUGAAGGAGGAGGUGAAGACUCUCAAGGAGGAGCUGGAAACUAACAGAAAAGCUCUUCAGAAGUCGGACAGUGACGUUCAAGCGAUGAAGAAACAGGCGGAGAAUCUGACUGUAGAAUAUGACCGACUGCUGGAAGAGCACAGCAAGCUGCUGGCAUCCAGCGACAAGAAGUGCGACUGAGGAAGGAAGGUGGUGUGCAGCGUCAUCGUGAUGUCACUUCCUGUCUUGCAUCAGCUGACUGGUUAAAAAAACAAAAGCAACGAGUCGGCGCUUCAGGAGGAGAUCUGCAUUUCUGAAUAAUUCCACAUGUGAAAUCCAACGUUUUACCGACUCAAAGUCGUGUUAAUGAUUCUAAGCGAUGAAUGUUUGGAAGUCUUUGUACGAGUUCAACAAGUUAUAAAUAAAGUCCAAACUCUGCUGUUGGACUUGUACAAAGUUCCAUCUUUAUGGAGAUAAAAGUCUUUUUCUUUUUGGGGUUUCAGUUUAUAUUUGAUUGUUUACGCUUUACUUUGGUUUUCUGUGUCUCAAAGCUUCUGUUCGUUCCAACUGAACUUCCUGUUCAUUGGAUGAGCAACAAUGUUCUGUGACAUCACAAGAAGAAACUCAUUUAUUAGAAACCUAAUGAGGUCCACAUGACAACGAAUAAUUAUAUUGAAGCCAUUUGACUUUAUAAUCUCACAAUGUUGAAGGGGAGAACCGUUUAUUUUUAAAAUCAUGUUCCUCCCCUGUGGUCUGGUUGAUGUUUCACUUUAAAAUCAGACGUUGUUUUCAGAGAGCAGAAUCUUUCCAAAGUCAUUCCAGUCAACUUAUUGAUUAGAAGUUAUGACCGGUUGAGUCCUUAAGGUUCUCACUCGUCUGUUUACGUUUAUUUCUACGGUUUGUCUGUUUUCUCUGGACUGGUUUGAAAUGUUCUGGUAACAGAAAAACUGUUCUGUGUGAGGGAUGUUCAUGCAGACGGUUUCUACUGUUCAGAUGCAUCAUGGGAACUCUGGUUAAAGUGAUGAAAUAAAUAGUUCUACCGA